AUGUGGGCGCUCAUUGUUUUUUUCCUGCACGCCGUCUUCCUGUUCGGAAAAUCGGAAGACCUACCGUCUAAAGUGCCUGACAAGCUUCUAAACAAAAGUUUGAUAGACAUCCUAAACUACAACUUUAACGUCAAUGAUGUUAUGGGCAUAUUUGAGAAGAUAUUUAAAAACAGUGUCGACGAUUUCAAGAUUGAGGAGGAGAAUAACGAGAUGAAGAAUCUGCAGUUUAAGAAGUACACCUUUGACAAGCAGAAUUAUAAUUUUAUGUAUUCCUCUUUUAAGGACUACUGUAAUGCUUCGUUACCACGUGGUCUAAACGAAGUCUCAGACAGCGAAAAAUGCAAAAAGUACGUGGACAAGGACUACAUAGCGAACGUCUUCAAAGAUAUCGAUAGCAAAUUUUACUCCCGAUUUUACAAAGAAAUAAACCAACUGAAGCACUACAUUUUUGAAAUAGGGAAGUUGUUAAAAAGGAGAGACGAACUGAACAACGAAAUUAAUGGCACAUUUGAGGGAAUUAAAAAUACGAAAGGAUGGGUUAACAAAACAAUGACGAAGAAGGCUGGAACGGCAUUACCCCUCAUUCGAUAUUUUGAAGAAAUGUCUUACAACUUAAAGCAUACGAACAAAAGCUUGAGUUACUACGACAUGAUGGUACAGUACGGAAACGAAUUAAACGCCAUCAUCAAAAAUGCACUAGUGGAGUAUGUAUACAUGUACAGACAAACAAAAACGUAUCAAAAGAAAAUCGAAAAAUAUUUGGAAAGAAAUGCUAGGAUCCUUUCCAAGAUGCACAAGAAAAUUAUUCUGAGUAUUUUUUACAUGAUUUCUGAUAUGAACAAAACAAAUGAAAAAAUCGAUAAUUUGAUAAAUAAAAAGGUCAACGAAUUUAACGAAUGGGUGAAUUAUGAAAAUGCAAAUUAUAUGAAAAAAUUAAAAAAACUUAAAUCCAACAUUGAUUUUAAUUUAGAUGAUAUUAAUGAAAAUAUAGACAUAUCCAAGGAAAAACUUGAGCAAAAUAAAAUUGCCUUUAUAAAUAUGAGUAAAUAUUUAACCUUCCAAAAUCCAACCAAAACGAUAAGAUCCAUUAUGCAUUUGCUCAACAAUAAAUAUUCAAAGGAUGUAAAUAUAAUUUUUUUGUACAAUGAAGAAUAUAUCGAUUUCUCUUUGGAUAAAAUGAUAGAAGAAAUCCCUGAGUCUUGCAAAAUAAAUAUCGACUCCAAGUCGACAAAUAAUUUUAACUUUACCGAUUUGGAUUUUUUGGAAACGUCCAAGUACGAACAAAUGUUCAGCAGCACCACCUUUGAACAAAAAGACUUCAAGCAUAUGGACAAACAGAAAAUUGAUAACAUUAUUAGUGAAAUAUUUCACCAAGACAAGAAACUUGAUAGCGAGCACUGGAUUAAGGAGAAGGAAUUUGAGGACGUCAAAAGUAAAAUUUCUUUUAGCGAUCUGAAUAAGGAAAUACAGGUGUACACGGACGAAAUGGAGAAAAGCAUCACCACGACUAAGGACCAUUAUAUCUUCAAACCCAGCAUUAAAAGGUACAUUUCUAGUGUUAGGAAUCUGUUUAAGAACCCCAUUUUUUACUUUAACAAGUAUAUUUACUCCUUCCAGAAGAAUUUCGACUCGCCUCUGAGCGGAACGAAUGAUGCGAUCGUCAGCAUCCCUAUUAAAACCGCUGAAGAUGAGGUGAAGGAGAAGCAGAAAAAGGAGAAACAACAGAAGGAGAAACUACAGAAGGAGAAACUACAGAAGGAGAAACAACUGAAGGAGAAACAACAGAAGGAGAAAGUGAAGAAGAAACAGAAGGAGAGAGAGAAGGAGUAUGCGGGGAAGCCGCUGAGUGCAGAAGUCAGUGCGAGCGAAAGAUUCGCGGAAAGUGUGGAAAUAGAGGUUAUCAGGAAUGACGAACCCAAGGGAGAAACAAAGGGGGUAGCUGUCAAAUCCCUUGAUGAAGAAGCAAAAGGGGUAGCAAUCACAUCACCGAUUGGCGACAUAAAGGCAAUCAGACACGACUUGGAGGGUGACGACGAAAAUGGGACGAACACUACUCUGGAAGACGGGCCAUUCAGUGAGCUAUCGAGGGAGCUAGAAAGCGAGAUAGACACUGAAUUUGACGCGGAGCUCGAAACAGAGUUGGCCGACGCCGAAUUAGAAGUACAACUAGAAACAGAACCCCCACGUGAGAUACAACCCAAAAGUGAGAUAAAACCCAAAAGUGAGAUAGAACCCGAAAGUGAGAUAGAACCCGAAAGUGAAAUAGAACCCGAAAGUGAAAUAGAACCUGAAAGUGAGAUAGAACCCCAAAGUGAGAUAGAACGCCAAAGUGAGAUAGAACGCCAAAGUGAGAUAGAACCCGAAAGUGAAAUAGAACCCGAAAGUGAAAUAGAACCCGAGUUUGUAAGCAACGCAGGAACAAAGCCUUGGGGGGAAAAAGGAAAGAAAGAUGCCUUUUUUGCGAAUGAAAUGGAGGUAAUGUUGGUAAAUAAGAAGGAUGAUAAGGGUGAGAUGGAGGAUGAAGAAAAAGUAGAGGAAGAAAGCUGGGAAUAUGCAGGUAGGCGCGAAAGGGAGCGCCAACGUAGGGGCGAACAAGGAAAUGAAAAUGAAGUACAAAAAGAGAGCGAAGGCGAAAGGGAGCACAAGGAUGGGCUAUAUGGCAUGGCUGAUAAGUUUAUUCAGGUUGAACUGGGGAGAAGCGAUGUUGCAGAAGGUGGAGGCAAGAAGGGGGAAGGUGAAGAAGGGGAAGAAGGUGAAGAGGAUGAUAAGGAGGACCAUAAAGGGGAGGGUACAGAGUACGUCGGGGAGUACCAUAAAGGGGAGGAUAAAGAGGAAGAUAAAGAGGAAGAUAAAGAGGACGGCGGGGAGUACCAUAAAGGGGAGGAUAAAGAGGAAGAUAAAGAGGACGGCGGGGAGUACCAUAAAGGGGAAGAUAAGGAGGAAGAUAAAGAGGACGACGUGGAGGACCAUAAAGGGGAGGGGAAAGAGGACGGUGGGGAGGAUUCCAAGGAGGACGACGUAAUGAAGAAUAAGAAACGCAGAAAGGCGAAAAGGAAGAAAGAAAACAAGGAGGACGACAUAGAGGAUGAAGAGGGGGAAGAAAAUGAAGAGGAAGACGAAGAUGAUGACGAUGAAGAAGGAGAAAACGAGGACAACUAUGACGAUGAAGAUGAUUAUAGCUAUGGAAACGAAAGUUCAGGAAAAUAUGAUAGCCUAAUUUACGAAAAAAAUAAACACAAUUUGUCGAUUUUCCAGAGCGCAAGUAUGAAGUAUCUUUGGAGAAUACCAAUUAUUAAUCGGCUCUAUAACAAGUGCAGCGAAAAUAAAAAUGACUUUGUGGGGAAAAAGGACACAGAAGUGAUUGACAUUUACGAAAUAGAAGAAGAAGAGUUGGAAGAAAUAUACCAGGAUUUUCUCAACUUAAGUUAUGAAGAUUCUCUAAAAAGGGUUAAGGAAAAGAUUUUAUAUGCCGUGCCAGACAUGGAGUACCUUGCAAAAGCUUUGAAAAUACAUAAAAAAAAUAAGGAAGAAAAUAAGGAGAGGAAUUUCUUUUACGAUGCGCUGUAUGGAAAUGAUUACUUGAUUAUCAAGUCGAAGGGCGUCAAUGUCGAGACGUUCAUUUAUCCCUAUUUCGAGACGUUGAAUUUGCAGCUGAGUCAGAUAAAGACGUGCACGCUGGAGGAUUACUACGGCUGCAUGAAGAGAUACAUUCGGAGCAAAAUGAAGAAGAGGACCCCGGAGGAGAAGGCGGACGAGCAUGCGGACGGAAAAACAGGCGGCAAAACAGGCGGCAAACCAAGAGACACGCUAAGGCACAGGCUGAGUGAAAAAAUCCUGUUCGUGUACCUGGGGACCUUCAAAGACGAAGUGUUCAAAUUGCCCAAGUCCAAAAUCGCAGACGACCUAAAGAAAGCCCACCUGAAGCAGUUCCUGGACAACCCCAAGGACUAUCACUUUUUUAACAACUUUUUAAUCAAAAAAUAUGAAGAGGAGUAUUAUUUCUUUCAAAAGUUGAAGGUGUACACGGUGUACCAUUCCAAAUAUAAAAACUCAAUUAUGUACGGAAUUGACUUCAACUUUUAUGUUUCCUACUUUUCCAAAGAAGACAUACAAUAUUUGCCUCUAUCGUACUACCAUGACUCCAUCAUAUAUUUCAAGGUAGUGCUGGCCACGUCCAAGUAUGGGUACCGCGAAAUUGUCCCUAUCGAUGAUGAAAUUAUAAAGUUUGGAUUAAUGCUUUCGUUAGAUAAUAAAAAUAAGAAUGUGCAUUAUUUAAUUCUGUCGGAAGUUACCAAUGACACGAACUAUGACUUACUGAAGAACAAAACGGGAGUAGUCAAAAUUUAUGAAGUGUCUUAUGAAAAUCUUAAAAUGCAACUGGUAAAUAAAAAAUACAAAGUUCAAGUAACAAAAACGAUGAAAAUUAUUUUGCAGAAGGAAGUUACCUUUAACAAUAAUAAAAAGAGAACACACGAUUACAUUGACACCUUUUAUGAAAAGAUGAAUAAAAUUAUGAAAAAUAACAUGAACCUGGAAUUGUUCCGUAAAACGUUUUUUGUUCAUUUGCAUAAAACGUGA
This is a messenger RNA of Plasmodium cynomolgi strain B, 4578 nucleotides long. RefSeq lists its product as hypothetical. Bases 1 to 4578 code for a protein of 1525 amino acids. The transcript is spliced from 2 exons. Lineage: Eukaryota; Apicomplexa; Aconoidasida; Haemosporida; Plasmodiidae. The record is from RefSeq and is a predicted model, not a curated record.